Molecule: messenger RNA, 1228 nt
Organism: Tricharina praecox
Lineage: Eukaryota; Fungi; Ascomycota; Pezizomycetes; Pezizales; Pyronemataceae
Exons: 3
Coding region: 59-1201 (380 amino acids)
Source: RefSeq, a predicted model, not a curated record
CACGCGUGCCUCCGAGAAGAAGCCCGAGUCACUGGCUCAAAGAGCCUCCCCAGUGGCAAUGCCAACAAAGUCUUCCGCGCGGAAGCUUGCGAGUCAGGAGUGCCCAGCUUCAAGCGUUUCGACCCCUACGGCUUUCAUCCGUAUCCAGAAGACUCCAAUGGAGUUAUCAUGUGAGCGCUUCAUGAAGCGCAUCAGAGCAUCCCGCCCAGAGCUCGACGGUCAAACGAACCCGGAACCCCGGAAGUUGAUCGUCGGCGGUACCAUUUUCUACCGAUGUAGCGGAGAAAACGGGAGUUUAUACGAGGAGUAUCGUCCUCGUCCACCAGCUGUUAUCUCCAAGCGGAAGGCGGGGAAGGCCUCGACGAGCGUCCGCCGUUGCGAACGGGAUGAGAAACCCAAGGGGCAACUACAGGAUGAGCAUGAGCAGGAAAGAUUGAUCCUGCUGAAGCUAUUGGCGAAAUUCGAGCGGCUGCUGGCUGACAAGGAGCAGCAGCAGCCUCAGACGAUUCUGUACCCCCUCGUGGAUUCGCUGUACUAUCAGCCAUUGUCCGGAUCGGACCGUCUCGUAGUCAACAGGGGGCACGACACCUACCUUUCACCGCCGCCCACGAACCCCGUCCAUCCCCAGUGGAAGCCAUUCCGUCGCGCGAACGGAUCCGGCAUGCCAAAGUACCUGAGCAUGCUGUGGGACGAGAAGGAGGCAAAGUUCUGGACCAGGCGCAUCGAACGGAGAGCGGGGCUCAAGCCCUUGACGGCGGCCAGCCUCCUUGCGCGCACGCCCGAUAGGGAUCAAGAGAUGAAGCCGAUCGGGACGGGAAUUGUCGGAGUCGAGCCGGAGGUCGGGGAACCGGCCGAGGUUUUGACUCCUCGGCGAGUGUCGCCGUGCCUCACCGGCAGCUCGCCGACGUUGCUGGGAACGGGACCCGGCAACGACAAUACCGGUACCCACAUCCCGGGCGGCGGCUACGGCAACGUCGAGAAUCGUGGAAUCGUCAUUGAGACUAGAAUGGAGACCGGCGGCUUGCCGCGCGCUGUCUACCCGUCCGGCCAGGGGUUUACCUCCGCCGUUCCACCGACCAUGUUGCCCCCACACUACGUCUACGGACGAGUGCCUGUACAGCAAUUUGCUGUCAGGAAGGGAUGCCGGCUCCGCCCAGAUGAGGACGCGGAAGAGGAGGAAGUCACAGAGCUGGAGGAGUAGGCGGAAGAGGACACAGAGCCGCAGGAG